AAGAUCGCGGUUCAGACAUGAUGGGAUAGGCUACAUUACCAUAAAGCCUCAGGCGAAUUAUGACGGUACGCAUGAGAUGUACAAUUCCUGCAUGAUCUUGCAUGUCCGUUACCAUACAUGUUCACUGCACGUACCCCAAAGGUGGUGCCUGCGUUCGGCGAACCUUCUGUAUACUGCCGCUGUAUCCAGGCACGCAACACAUAUCCAUCGCGCAGCGUACUAUUCACACCUGGCAAACCCUGCCGAGAAUGCUGCAUUAUUGAUGGUGUC
Messenger RNA from Baudoinia panamericana UAMH 10762, 270 nucleotides. RefSeq lists its product as uncharacterized. The record is from RefSeq and is a predicted model, not a curated record. Lineage: Eukaryota; Fungi; Ascomycota; Dothideomycetes; Mycosphaerellales; Teratosphaeriaceae. The coding region runs from base 102 to 263 and encodes 53 amino acids. The transcript has a single exon.